Molecule: messenger RNA, 2924 nt
Organism: Gadus chalcogrammus (walleye pollock)
Lineage: Eukaryota; Metazoa; Chordata; Actinopteri; Gadiformes; Gadidae
Exons: 2
Coding region: 1371-2738 (455 amino acids)
Source: RefSeq, a predicted model, not a curated record
UUAAAUUAAAUAAUUCUCUUUUUUUUCAAGUGCAAACAAUAUUAUGUGCAAAACCAAAUCAAAGUUCUACUCCAUCAAUACAGAGUUCAAAUAGUGCAAACAGAGUCUGACCAAGUAUCUCACUGACAACUUGGUAUUGUCCGUGUCUUAUCAGUCACUCUACUGCCAUUCAUAAUUUCCGCCGGGUAGCCAAUAUGCUGCCAAACAAAUCAUUUAAAAGUGGCGGGGGCAUCUUCGACGGUAAUACGGGUAUUUUCCGACGUCAUUCUGGCUGCCUAUGGCUGCUUCCCCUGCUUCCCCUCCUUCUCCUCCUCUUCUUCUUUUCCUUCUCCUUCGUAAGGUUCUGGCAGGCUAGACGUAUCAAAGGUGCAUUACUGCCCCUACAGGCCACAAAUAGAAGUUUGGAUAGCUCAGAAAUCUCGCGAGACAGAUUUUUAACGCAACGGGUAAUAUCGUCGAGUUUAAUCUCACGCCCCUACUGUCUAAUCAAUACUUCAUUCGGAGUCAAAGCCCUACUAUGUGAUGAAAUUAUUACUUGAUGCAAAUAAUUCUAGAUGGCUCAGCCAAAGUUUAUCAGAUGGCGGCUUAUUUUGGCAUAUACAAUUAUUGGCUGGCGGCGGCUGAAAUGCGAAAUGGCGCAAAUGGUGGCGCCUGGCGGCGGCUUCGGGGUCUAAUCUACGUGACCACAGUUUUGCGCCUGUGAUCGCAGAGCAGCAGGCUCUCGCACUGCUUGCCUCUCGAGCAACGCGAGACUGCCUAAUAUGCCAUCUUAUGCACCCUUUUUUGCGGAACGGUCCGCACGUUUACACUGCCCGAAGUAAAUUGCCUGCUUGAGCUAGAACCCCAUUUUACCCUCCUGGACCCUACACACAUUGGCGGUUUAUUGGGUUUCAUUCUGAUGUAAAUGCGACGGCUCCGUGGUUCAAGGGGGGGGGCUUUGGUAGUGGUGUUGCACUGUUUGCAAAGAGACAACGCAGCAUAUCAUCAUGAGCAGUUCUAACUGAAAAGAAAGGAAUCUGCGAGCUGCUGACCAUGUAAGAGAAUGUGAUGCAGUCGCAUUAAACAAAGAAAGAUGGUGCGAUCUACGAGAGAGACCAGAGGAACUCUGCCCUGCUAAGGCAAAAGGCAGUAACUCACCAGAGUGUGAAACUGAAAAAAAUGGCUUUAAAGUUAUCCUAAUGUCCACACAAUGUGGUUAUAGCUACAAUGUUGUAAUUUUCACAGUUUGUAGUGUAUGCCUGUCUUAGGGCCCUUACAUAGUCGACGCGAGCGACAUGCGUAAACGACGCGAGUGAUGCGAGCGUCGCGCUUCCUUUCAUAGUCUUCACAGCAUACGCGAACGUCGCGGGCGUAGUGGUGUAUUGCAUUACAUGCAAUACACCACUUACGCCACGGGCGGCAGCAGAAUCGCCAGUGUUUUCGCGGCUUAUAUUGCGGGUGACAUUCCGAGUGCCAUUCCGAUCAAAAUGUCUACGGAAGAAGAGUGCAUUUUAUUGCUCCUUUUACACCGGCAACAACAACGCAGGAAGCGCAGAGAUAGGCGGUGGUAUGUGCGCCCUUUGAAUACCACACGAGAUCGGGAUGGGGAAUUUGUUUCUCUGGUGCUUCCAAUGCGAAGCCUGGACGAGGAGAGGCAUUUCCAAUAUUUCCGUAUGUCAGCGCCAAAGUUCGAUGAUCUCCUUUCGCGAGUCAUCCGUUACCUUCCCGACUCGCACCAAAACCACCGGAACCCGAUCGGGGCUUCCCAAAGGCUUGCGGUUACCUUGAGGUACCUGGCAACCUGCAUCGGCCUGCAAGCUCUUUCGGCGAGCUACAAGAUGGGCACCAGCACUGUGUCGGGCAUCGUGGAGGAGAUGUGUUCUGCCAUCUGGGACGCCCUUCAGGGGGAGUUCAUGGCCUUUCCUUCCCGCGGUCAGUGGCAGGACAUGGCGGAGGAAUUUUGGAGGCAGUGGCAGUUUCCCCUGUGUGUCGGGGCGAUUGACGGGAAGCAUGUCAGACUCAGAGCUCCAGCACGAUCGGGAAGUGACUACUACAACUACAAAGGUUUUUUUUCAAUUGCCCUUAUGGCUGCUGCUGAUGCCAACUACAGAUUCAUUUAUGUAGAUGUCGGCGCAUACGGGCGUGAGAGCGAUGGAGGUGUCUUGGGUCGCAGUGCCUUCGGAUCCAGACUGGCAGAGGGCAACCUCAAUCUACCCGCCCCUGCUGUCCUACCAGGCACCACAACGCCCAGUCCUAAUUUUUUUCUGGGGGAUGAGGCCUUUCCCCUACAGGUGAACCUGAUGCGUCCCUAUCCAGGUUCUAACCUGCAGGAUAGGAAGCGCAUCUACAACUACCGACAGGCCAGGGCGAGACGCGUAGUGGAGAAUGCCUUUGGCAUAUUGGCUGCGCGCUUCAGAAUCUUUGGCCGUCCAAUUGACUGCCAACCUGAAAAGGCGGUGAAGAUUGUGAAGGCGUGCGUGGCUCUCCACAACUUCCUGGCAUCCACCGAACGAGCCAGAUACAUGCCCGCCUCCUUUGUGGAUACGACCGCUGACACCGGAGAGGUCCAGCCUGGAGAGUGGAGGCAGCAUGUCGAGGGGGACCGGAAUAUGGUCGACGGACCACGGUGUUCGGUCGGCAGAGCCAGACCAUCUCAAAGAGCGGCCCUUGUCAGGGAGCAGCUGGCAGAUUAUUUUCUGUCGGAUGCUGGCGUGUUUCCCCACCAGUACAAUGUGCUACGAUUGGGCACUGACCAAUAAACGUAUUGUUCACUUGGAAGCAUGACUUUUAAUUUAUUAGUUAUCACAUUACACAAGUUAACUAAUUUGGUUUACGUCAAACUCAUUAAUUCAUAUCCAUAUAAAAUGUUUAUACAACGAGCUACUGCCUUGACAGAUGAAUGAAUUAUUUAAGUGUACGCCUAUAGCCAAAGCUAUAGCGCAUAA